Molecule: messenger RNA, 1206 nt
Organism: Dama dama (fallow deer)
Lineage: Eukaryota; Metazoa; Chordata; Mammalia; Artiodactyla; Cervidae
Exons: 1
Coding region: 1-1206 (401 amino acids)
Source: RefSeq, a predicted model, not a curated record
AUGGUUCAUGCCUCCUCCUCACUCCGCACCACACCGCGCCUCCACACCGCGCCUCCACACCGCGCCUCCACACCGCGCCUCCACACUGCACCUCCACACCUGCAGCUCCACACCGCACCUCCACACCGCGCCUCCACAGCACACCUGCACACCGCGCCUCCACACCGCGCCUCCACACCUGCACCUCCACACCGCGCCUCCACACCUGCACCUCCACACCGCACCUCCACAGCACACCUCCACACCGCGCCUCCACACCGCGCCUCCACACCUGCACCUCCACACCGCACCUCCACAGCACACCUCCACACCGUGCCUCCACACCGCGCCUCCACACCUGCACCUCCACACCGCACCUCCACACCGCACCUCCACACCUGCAGCUCCACACCGCACCUCCACACCGCGCCUCCACAGCACACCUCCACACCGCGCCUCCACACCGCGCCUCCACACCGCGCCUCCACACCGCACCUCCACAGCACACCUCCACACCGCGCCUCCACACCGUGCCUCCACACCGCGCCUCCACACCGCACCUCCACACCGCACCUCCACACCGCGCCUCCACACCGCGCCUCCACACCUGCACCUCCACACCGUGCCUCCACACCGCGCCUCCACACCUGCACCUCCACACCGCACCUCCACACCGCACCUCCACACCGUGCCUCCACACCGCGCCUCCACAGCACACCUCCACACCGCGCCUCCACACCGCGCCUCCACACCGCACCUCCACAGCACACCUCCACACCGCGCCUCCACACCGCGCCUCCACACCUGCACCUCCACACCGCACCUCCACAGCACACCUCCACACCCCGCCUCCACACCGCGCCUCCACACCCCGCCUCCACACCGCGCCUCCACACCGCGCCUCCACACCGCGCCUCCACACCGCACCUCCACAGCACACCUCCACACCGCGCCUCCACAGCACACCUCCACACCGCGCCUCCACACCACGCCUCCACAGCGCGCCUCCACACCGCGCCUCCACAGCACACCUCCACACCGCGCCUCCACACCGCACCUCCACACCGCGCCUCCACACCACGCCUCCACACCUGCAGCUCCACACCGCGCCUCCACACCACACCUCCACACCUGCAGCUCCACACCACACCUCCACACCACACCUCCACACCACACCUCCACACCUGCAGCUCCACACCUGCGGCUUUGGAGCACAUGUUCCAGUGA